Messenger RNA from Fraxinus pennsylvanica, 501 nucleotides. NCBI's taxonomy places the organism in Eukaryota, Viridiplantae, Streptophyta, Magnoliopsida, Lamiales, Oleaceae. The record is from the annotation of a GenBank genome assembly.
AUGCCGCCGAAGUUCGAUCCCUCUCAAGUUGUCGACGUAUUUGUCCGAGUUACCGGCGGAGAAGUCGGUGCUGCCAGUUCCCUUGCCCCCAAAAUCGGACCGCUCGGCCUCUCCCCCAAAAAAAUUGGAGAAGACAUCGCCAAGGAAACCGCUAAGGACUGGAAGGGCCUCCGCGUGACCGUCAAGCUAACUGUCCAGAACCGCCAGGCCAAGGUCACCGUCGUCCCCUCCGCAGCAGCCCUUGUCAUCAAAGCACUAAAGGAGCCUGAGCGUGAUCGCAAGAAGACGAAAAACAUCAAGCAUAACGGAAAUAUCUCUCUCGAUGACGUAAUCGAGAUUGCGAAAGUGAUGAGUCCUCGCUCCAUGGCGAAAGAUUUGAGCGGUACCGUGAAGGAGAUUUUAGGCACGUGCGUGUCGGUUGGGUGCACCGUGGACGGGAAGGAUCCCAAGGACUUGCAGCAAGAGAUCACUGAUGGAGACGUUGAAAUUCCACUAGACUAA